UGUAGUUCAGUUCCAGUCUAGAACAGCUUCAGGAACACAGCAAUUUUGAGUUCUUUGCUCUUGACUGUGAAAACUGAACAAUGAUUUCUUCAAGAGGGUCUUUGUUUAGUGCUGUGCUCUCACCGAUGGAUCCCAACACAGCUCCUGAAAAUAAUCUUGACCUCAAAUGGAGGCAAGUCCUUCCACCUGGAGCAGGCCUGGAGAGGAGGGGCAACAGCAGCUCUGUGAGAGUUGUUCUCCAGUGUCUCACACACAUUGCUCCUCUUGCCAACUAUAUGCUUUCUGAGGAGCAUUCCAGAACAUGUCAACAGUCUGGCGUGUGUAUGAUGUGUGUUCUGGGGAAACAUACGAUUAGUGCUUUUAAGCACUCAGGCCAGAUUAUUCAGCCUGUUGGUGUGACCAGUCUACUUAGCCGGUUAUUUCCGGAUUUUAAACCUGGACUGCCUGAAAGCAGCAUUGGGUUUUAUAAGGCUGUGGUGGAAGCACUGCAUCAGAGCGACCUGAACGGACGAAAACGGAAUGGACAAACCACUGAGGACUCUCUGGUCAAGCAGAUAUUUGAAGGCACCGUACAACAUGCAUUGACAUGCCCGGCUUGUGGUGAACUUCACCUUGUGUUUACGCCGUUCAGAGAGCUUAUUGUCGGUACAGAGGCUCCUGGCAAUGUAACCAGGGACCUUACAUGGUACAUGAUGGUUGAACAGCUCGGUUUUACAUUGCAAUUCAAUUGCCGGAGGUGUAAGAGAUCUGGUCACUCCCACUACAAAACAACAUUCCUUCACCUCCCCAAUGUGCUGGUUAUCAACGCCAAACCCCGCGAUGAGGAAGUGACCGCAAAAACUGUAAAGCCUAUGAGGUACCCAGAGGAUCUAGACAUGAGGCCAUUUAUGUCUCAGCCUAGUGCUAAAACAGAGAUGUACCAGCUUUACGGAGUGACUGUUCUAGAGAACUACAAAAAAGACCGGAGCCACAGCUACUGCUACGUCAAGGGCAGCGAUGAGCAGUGGUACAUUAUGGAUGAUGACAAAGUGUCUCUGAGUAACAGAAGAUCUGCACUGGAACAAAAGGCUUCAUUGCUGUUCUACGUCAGGUCUUCUUAGAACCUGCCAUCAUAUCAGCUUUUUCAACACCAACAGAACCCCACUAAUGGGCUGUAUAUUGCUGUGAGAUAAUAUAAAUGUACAUGUAUACCUGCA
Molecule: messenger RNA, 1196 nt
Organism: Astyanax mexicanus (Mexican tetra)
Lineage: Eukaryota; Metazoa; Chordata; Actinopteri; Characiformes; Acestrorhamphidae
Product: ubiquitin carboxyl-terminal hydrolase 36
Exons: 11
Coding region: 81-1100 (339 amino acids)
Biological process (GO): protein deubiquitination
Cellular component (GO): cytosol; nucleus
Molecular function (GO): cysteine-type endopeptidase activity; cysteine-type deubiquitinase activity
Source: RefSeq, a predicted model, not a curated record